This is a messenger RNA of Rattus norvegicus (Norway rat), 2002 nucleotides long. RefSeq lists its product as uncharacterized. Lineage: Eukaryota; Metazoa; Chordata; Mammalia; Rodentia; Muridae. The record is from RefSeq and is a predicted model, not a curated record.
AGAAAAAUCUGUUCUCUCAUUCAGGUUGUAAGCAGCCCUCCCCAGCAAAAGCACUGUUGAGUUCUAAUGAUGCACAGAGAAACAUCUAGCUUAGCAAUAGAGGUUGCCAAAUGGUAUUCCCAGUGAUGUAUGAGAGACUGGAGGAAAGGGUCCGCACAGAAAUUGAUCAAUUUUUGGAGAGCUAGUUAGCAGGUAGGUCAUAGAACUUCCCAGUGGCAUCAUCAGUAAGCCCUUCACUGGACAAUCUAUUGUAUCUAAGAGAUCCCUAGAAUCUUCUGUGAUGUCACCAGUGUUGUGGUGACACCAACUGCCUUUGGGAUAUUCCUUCAGUUCCCUUUGGGUUCACAAACAGGCAUGUUUCGCCAGCCGCUCAGGCUAUUUCAGAAGGAAAGUGUUGAUCAAGGAGAGACCACACCAAGGCUGAAGGAAGAUGACCUCCUCUCAUCUUCCUUGGAAGGAAGGAAAUCAUUCUGGGGAAGGCUUGGUUUUGGUAGGAAGGCAUCAUCCCAAAAUGUCAUCAGUAAGCAAGAGGAGUGUUUAAAGGAACUGGAGGAACUUAAAUUUGAAAUCCAGAAGUGUCAAUUCGAGAGGGAUGAAUUUUAUCAAAUCCUGGACCUUUAUAUCUAUGAUAAUUGGGACCACAGGCUGGAUGUCGAAUUGCCAAUACUUCAAUCCGAACAUGAGAUGAGAAUGAUGGCUAUGCAAAUGAUGACCAGUUCAAUAAGUGAGGCCAUGGAGAGGUACAAGGAGCUCAUACAAGUGAACAGUUCUUACCGCAUCAGGCACUCCCAGCUUCUGCGUGAACAAACUCAAUUGAAGAACAAUAUACAGAUUUUGCUGAAUGAGAACAGAGAACUGCUGGUGGAGCAGACUGAACGGCCAGCAUCCUGUGUGGAGGCAAAGAGGCUCUGUGAAGAGGCCGGAAUGAACAUCUGUGUCCCCAGUGCAAAGGAACAGCAGGUCUGAAAUUCUCCAGGAGAAAAUCGAACAAGACACAAACCAGGGCAAGAUCUCCCUUGGAGAGAAGUGCUACAGGAGGAGAACUAAGUGUGCACAGCAAAUACACCACUAUUGCAUCUCAUCUGUAAUGUCCAUAGCAAUUGUGGACUGCAUUUUCCUCCUUUAGUUUUAUUUCUUUGGAUUGAAUAGGCUGUACUUUCACCUCCCCACCCUCCAGCAAGUGUAAACUUUUGGAGGGACUCAGAGAAGUGCUGAUGCACAUCAAUCAAGAGGUGCUGGUCAUCCAGAAAGACUGUGCACGUGUAAAUGUGUACUUGUCCUGGUGGGUCAUCCAGAAGAGUUUCAUGGAGAUCAGUUCACAACAUUGGAAAGUCUUUGAGAUAAAGUCUGUAAUAUCAUUUCUACUCAGUAUUGGAUGGCUUUGUCCUUAAUACCCCCACUCCAACAAAACAGACCUACUUCCACUCCUCUUGGAAAGAUUAUUACCAUCAGUAACUGCUUGUCUACUGUGUCUCCAAGGAGAGACACAGGCUAUAAAUCUAUUCUGCAGAAGGAGCAGCAAAAAAUGCUUAGCGCAGCUCCUCUAUUUAAAGUGUGGCUGAGUUUUGAUUAUUUUGGUUAUUUGGUUUUCCUCCUAUUCAUUUGAAGUUUUGUUAUUUAUGUGUUGUUGUUUUGUUCAUUUUGUUUUCUAUUUUGAUAAGGAUAUAGAAUGUAUAUAUUGACAACCUGCAUCUGGUUACUAUCAUGUAAAUUGGAUGUAUCCUGGUGAAAAAAAGAGUAAUCUCAAACUCUUCACUCUUAAGAACCUUCUUUAUUGAUCAUUAGUGUCAACAUCUGAAGUCCCACAGCUAUCAGGGAGGGAUGGAUCUCUGCAUUCUCAUGGGGACUGGGCAUCAAAAUCACUUCCUAGUCAGACUGAGAUUCAAAGGCAAUUAUACAGUCACUGUUCACUGUGUUCCAAACUCUGUGAAUUUCAACUUCAUAUUGCAUAUAUUACCCACUUUGUAUGCUUACUGUCAAAUAUAUAGUUACCUCUAAAUUA